Molecule: messenger RNA, 1050 nt
Organism: Symbiodinium sp. CCMP2456
Lineage: Eukaryota; Dinophyceae; Suessiales; Symbiodiniaceae
Source: the annotation of a GenBank genome assembly
AUGUUGGGGAUGUCAAUGGCGGACAAGGUGGUCGAUUCGGAGUUGUUCCUUGCCGGCAGAGAGCGAAAAGUAGAAGGUGAGAUUCUGGGCCGCCAAGAUGGUGACGCUCGAAAGCUCUUCCCCACCUACACGCAUGCUUCGCCUGCUGCGACCGGCGAGGUCAGCAUCAACGGCAAGGUCUUGCAGCUUUGGACUUUCUCACAGCUGGAGACGCUGAACCAGUCUGCUUUGCGGAAGCGAGCACUGGCGAUUCGAGAUGCGAUCGGGGAGGCUGCAUGCCCACCUCUGCCGUCUGGUCGAUGCGACGACCUCACCCGCUGGAUACUGCAGAUGCAGGAGCAACUGACCAAUGAGAAGCCAGAGCAGGGCCGAUCCGGAGGCUAUGGCACGGGGCAUUUCGUGCCACGCUCUUUCGCACAAGAGACGAAGGAGAUGGAACAGAAACAGAAAGUAGCCGGAGACCUGCCAACGAGCAGGUCCAUGGCCGAGGAAGUGAAUGCCUCUCGGGACAACUACAAGGACCUCAAGAUGCAGCAGAACGAUUUCAAGGAGGAUCCCAGGCUCGGCAUUCAGACGGGCCGUGCGGGAGGCGAGGGAAAAAGGCACCUCUUUCCCAAGCAGAACAUGGUGACCCACGGUGUCUCUUCUGCCGAGCCACAGGGCAUUGCUUCUCUGCGGCCCACACCUGAAGGACGCAGGUACAUUCCGACGGUCGACAACCUCAUGGAGCAGAAGAGGGAGAACGAGGCUCGCGAAAGAGCCUUGAUGGCGGGUGGAGCCGCUGGGCCAGCGCCGGUGAACAGGCGCUUCCAGAGCUGUCUUCAGCAGGACGAGCCAUCGCUCGGCGGCCGCCGGCAUGCCAACAAGCCGCGGGUGCGCCUGCUUGUGAGCGCCGUCCAAGGGAUUCGCUCCCUUUUGGAGGCUGUGCAUGGCAAGAAGUACAUCGAUGGCUAUCAGAAGAUGGACAAUCAUGCAGGACGCCAAGAUACCUACCGCACGUCUUGGAGAAAGAAUCCGACGAAGCUCCUGGGCAGCUCCAUGUUGGUGUGA